This is a messenger RNA of Puntigrus tetrazona (Sumatra barb), 1857 nucleotides long. RefSeq names its product SLAM family member 5-like. The transcript has 4 exons. NCBI's taxonomy places the organism in Eukaryota, Metazoa, Chordata, Actinopteri, Cypriniformes, Cyprinidae. The record is from RefSeq and is a predicted model, not a curated record. Bases 112 to 891 code for a protein of 259 amino acids.
UCGACCUCUACAACAUCACUUAGGCUAUCUAUAAUGAAAAGUACAAAUCUGGUGACCUUUAGGAGAAAUUUUGCAACUUAAAAGGUUAUACUGGAGACGAAUGAGAAGAAAAUGCUUUUCCUGUUUGCCUUGCUUUAUUAUUCGUGGCGUCUCGAUGGUGUGUUUGGCGCUGAGACGGAUGAAGUAAAGUCCGUGUCGGUGAUGGAGGGAGAAUCUGUCUCACUAAACACUGAUGUUACUGUGACACAGAGGAUACUGUGGAAGUUUGGAGGUCAAGGUGUUCUCAUAGCUCUCUUAGAUGACAACGAGGUCACAUUAUACAACGGUACUGAAGGACGGUUCAGAGACAGACUGCAGCUGGAUCCUCAAACCGGAUCUCUGACCAUCGUGAACACCAGAACCACAGACUCUGGACUCUAUGAACUAAACGGCAGAGGAGGGUCAGGGGACCGAGUCAAGAAAUUCAAUCUUACAGUGUACUCUCGUCUACUCAUUCCUGUCAUCCGCAGAGACUCUUCACAAUGUUCAUCAUCAUCAUCUUCAUCAUCUUGUUCAUUGUUGUGUUCAGUGGUGAACGUGAGUCAUGUGACUCUCUCCUGGUACAAAGGAAACAGUUUAUUGUCCAGCAUCGGUGUGUCUCGUGUCACCAGCAGCGUCUCUUUACAUCUGGAGGUGGAAUAUCAGGAUAAAAACACCUACAGCUGUGUGAUCAACAACCCCAUCAGAAACCAGACCACACAUCUGGACAUCAGCAAACUCUGUCACACAUGUCCAGAAAUUCACUGUUGCGGUGUUACUGAAGCUGUGAUCCGAUUGGCCAUCACUGCUCUGGUGGGCGUGGCUGUUGUUGCUUUUGUAGUUUAUGACAUCAGAUCCAGAAAUGCAUUGUAAAGUUCUGUACUUUGUAAAUCUGCUCUGCAACAACGUGUGGUAACAAGCACUAUAAAUACUGUACUGCAAUAUUAAUAUUUGAUAUGCACUGUACCUCAUUCUUAAUUGAAGGAUUGUAACUAGCUCAAUCAAAACUAACCUCUUGUGAGAACUGUCCACAUUCUUCUCCCAUGCUAUUUUUGGAAAAAUGAAGUAACGUGCUUUGGUUUAACGUGCUUCUACUAGAACAAACACUGGUAAACAGUGUCACAUGAAACCGAAGUUCUCAGUAGCUACUUGUGGCUACUGAGGUUUCUGCUUAUUUGCACGUGAUGUAAGAAGAAGUGUGCAAAGCAGAGCAGAAACUAUGCAGUUUUUUUUCACUAUUGCGUUCUCCAAAUUUGAUUUUGCAACACGACGGCCAAAUACACGAAUAAUCACCUGGUCAAUUUAAAAAACUGUCCCCUUAAAAAAAAGUGAUGUGUGCUUCCAGGACAUUUUGCCACAAUAUCAUUGAAGAUCCCCAGGUGAUCACACACUGCUUGCACACGGAUGACUGGAUAACUCUUCCUGCAAAUGGACAAGGGUUUAUUUACCAUUUGCAUUGCAUUUGUGCAAUGUUGUGCAACUUUUUGAAUGUACUGCCUAAUUUCUUGAGUUCUAGAGAAUGUCAGCAUGUUCUUCAAAAGCUCUAACAGUAAAAGUAGUCCCUUUAGUUCCCUCAGGGUGGCCAAAACUUUCUCUUCCUCUGCGGCCAGAGGAGGAACAGAAUCAGCACCACCACUAGUCUUAUCUGCUUCUCUAUUUAUUUUCCCUUAGAUAGAUCACAGCUUAACCACAGUAUGAUUUUAUUCUUUAUUAAGGAAAUUAAUGGGAUAUUGUCAACUGUUUCCUGAAAGAGUAGUUCCCUUUCGAAACACACUGCUCAGAGGGAACUUGGUUUUCUCUGAAUAUUGAAGCCUGAUUACAUUUUACUGCACAAACCUA